UCGAUCCGGGGCAGUCGUCGGUUAACGCGCGUUGGAGUCCGCGAUUCGCCCGGAACGCAGAGCCGGACUCGAGCGAGCACGCUCCGACUUUUUUCCGGGCCGAGAGCGAAAGUCGAAAAUCUCGAAAAAUGGACGAACGGCAGCGCGGCGUGCCACAUUGAGGUUAUGUUCCACGGUCCGAUCUGACUUUCGACCGUCGACGAGAAAGAAAAGUGCAGUGCGGACCGGAACAGGGCAGGAAUUAAUAGUGAUGGAGCGCCGUUUGCGUGCAAAAAUGAUGGGCCAUGUGCGAAUCGAGGCGGAAUGACGUGGGAGCAGCUGGGCCUGGGAUGAGCCGCGAUUAGUCAAACAGUGGAAAGUAGUGAAAAGUGUAGUGAAGGGUGGAAAGGCGUUCGAGAAGGGGGCGCCACCAUGAAGCCUUGCGAUGUUUGGACUGGAGCCUGUUUUGUCCGGGAGCACCUUUAGCCCAUCACAAAAGAACCCCUCGGCAAUCCUCCAAGGAAACAAUUAAUUUGAAGAGCUCGCCAUCAGUCCGUCGUCGCUUCUCCUUAGUGUUUUCCCGUGUUGGGUAUUUUUUUACUGCUUUGCAAAAGAUUGAAAGUGUAGAUUUUUCAUUAAAAGUUGGGCAAAGUUUUCGCGGAUUCAGUUCUGUCGUAAAAACAGAUUUAAAUUCAAAUUAAUAUCGGCGAUUUUUUCCUGACGGGAUGUUUCCAACUUAACGAAGAUGGGUAUUAAGAGCAGGGGAGUUUUCUGGAUUUUAAUUUUCUUGGCUUUAAUACUUUCGACCAAGUGCAAUUCGUUCAUGAAGAACGCCAAGAUCAGUACACGGAUCGUGCAGACGCGCUACGGCCGGCUGCAGGGCCUGGUCGUGCCCAUGGACCAACACCGGUACCUGAAGCCCAUCGAGAUCUUUCUGGGCGUACCGUACGCGACGCCGCCGGUGCAGUCCAACCGGUUCAGCCCCACGAGGACGCCCAGCCCCUGGGACGGCAUCAGGGUGUCGGACCAGGUGGGACCCGUCUGCCCCCAGAAGCUCCCUGAUAUCACCAACGAAACGGCGGCGCUGGAGAAGAUGCCCAAGGGGCGGCUAGAGUACCUCAAGAGGCUGCUGCCAUAUCUGAAGAACCAGAGCGAAGACUGCCUUUACUUGAACAUUUACGCCCCCGCACAAGUAUCCUCCAGUGAAGCUCGUCAUCCUGUGAUAGUCUACAUACAUGGCGAAUCCUUCGAGUGGAACUCGGGGAACCCCUACGACGGAAGUGUGUUAGCAGCGUAUGCGGACCUCGUGGUAGUUACUCUAAAUUAUAGGUUAGGAAUCUUAGGUUUUUUAAACGCCAACCCCGCCCCUCACCUAAAAGCCCGCGUUGCCAACUACGGGCUAAUGGACCAGAUCGCCGCCCUCCACUGGAUCCAGCAGAACAUCGCCCUCUUCGGCGGCGACCCCGACAACGUGACCUUAGCGGGUCACGGCUCCGGGGCGGCCUGCAUCAACUUCCUCAUGAUCUCGCCUACCGUGAUGCCCGGGUUGUUCCACCGAGCCAUCCUCCUCUCCGGCUCCGCCCUGUCUUCCUGGGCCCUCGUGGAGGACCCCGUCAACUACGCCGUGAAGCUGGCCCGCGAAGUCAAUUGCACGAUCCCCGAGGACGUGGGCAAGGACCACGAGGCCAUCGUCGACUGCCUGCGCGACACCGCCCUCUCAGAGCUGCUGCAGGCCGACGUGGCGCCUCCGGCGUACCUCAGCGCGUUCGGGCCCAGCGUCGACGGCGUCGUCAUCAAGGCCGAUUUCGCGAAGGAGCUCGUCACGUACUUCAAGCCGUCGGACCUGCAGAGUUUCGUGGGCCCGGUGAACGCCAACAUGAAGAGGAGCGAGGCGACGCUGACGCCGAGGGGAAGCAACCCGUACGAUCUGCUGUUCGGGGUCGUGACGAGCGAGGCACUGUGGCGGUUCUCGGCGGCGGACAUCCAGGCGGGCUUCGAGGGGGAGCGCAGGGACAAGAUCAUUAGGACUUACGUUAGAAACGCGUAUACGUAUCAUUUAAGUGAAAUUUUCUUUACGGUGGUGAACGAGUACACGGACUGGGAGAGGACGGUGCAGCAUCCGAUUAACACGAGAGACGCGGCAGUGGCGGCGUUGAGUGACGCGCAGUUCGUGGCGCCGCUGGUGCAGACGGGGGACUUGCUGAGUGCCAAACCGCCGCAGCCGGGGCAGGAGCCGUCGGGGUCCAAGACGUUCUUCUACGUGUUCGACUACCAGACCAAGGACGGGGACUAUCCGCAGCGCAUGGGGACCGUCCACGGAGAAGAGCUUCCGUACAUCUUUGGUGCGCCUUUAGUGGACGGCUUCAAUCAUUUUCCGAAGAACUACACUAGAUCGGAGUUGGCGUUGGCGGAAGCCGUCAUCAUCUACAUCGCCAACUUUGCCAGAACCGGCAACCCGAACGAGCAGCAUAAACAAGAACCGGUGCUCGCCGCCUCCAGGGAACGCAAUAGAUUCCGCUCCAUUGUCUGGGAUGAAUACGAUUCUGUCCAUCAAAAGUAUCUCGAGAUAGGGAUGAAACCUCGCAUGAAGAAUCAUUUUCGCGCCCAUCAAUUAAGCGUAUGGCUCCGGCUAAUCCCGGAACUCCACCGCGCCGGAAUGGAAGACGUAGUGGCCAGACACAAUCUCUUCAGGAAUCACAAUAACGCCGACUUAUACGACGGAGCCGUGCGCCCGGAUCCCUUAUCUCGAGUCAGUUAUUACGACCCCACUAUGGAGUUAUUCCGUCGACGACCCAACUCGAGCCUUACGAGCUUAGACACGCCGACGACGAUGGACACCAUCGUAACGACGUGCGUCAACGUCGUUUCCUCGGGCAAUUUCAACCACCAGACCUACUCAAACCAGAACACGUCGACAGACACCCUCGCCAGCCUGGAGGCGGCGGGCUACGCCGCCUACAGCACCGCCCUCAGUGUCACAAUAGCCAUAGGGUGCUCGCUCCUCAUCCUCAACGUGCUCAUUUUCGCAGGGGUCUACUACCAGCGGGACAAAACGCGGAUGGAGGUCAAGUCACUCCAACAGCAGCAGAGCCGCAACCAGGCCACCUUCGAGACCAUCUCCAAGCACGGCCACUACCACAUGGGCCACUCCCAGAGCGCCAACGUGAUCGUGGACGUCGAGCAGGACACGUCCGCCAUGAUCCUCGCCGCCAACACCCAGCACGAGAUCAGCAAGCAGCACUUGUGCCCCAGCAACAUGCAGCUGUCGAACCAGCUGAAGGCGCCGCCGCCCAGCCCCAACGUCAUGAUGCAGAACUGCAUGACGCUGCCGAAGAACGCGUCGAUGCACGGCGUCGUCCAGAACUACAACCCCGGCUGCAUGACGCUGCCGAAGAACGCGACCCUCAUGAACAACACCGCGUGCGUCAUCGCCGAGAUGCAGCAGCAGGGGCUGGUGCAGCCGCCGAACGGCAACGCCACGAUGCCGAUGAACGUGCCGAGACCGCCGCCGCCGCCCCGGACCAAGAGCCCGCCCGAGAGCCAGCCCCUGCUGGCCUCGCACCAUAACACCGGCCCCAACAAGGGGAGCAUGAGGGUACCGCAGGCGGCGAUGAGUGAGAUGCGCGUGUGAUAACCAAGUGCUUCGCGAUUCGUCCGGACUCUGAACGACGCCACACCGGGCCUAUUCUGGCCUCAUUCCUAAUGAGCUGUACAUAAUGAUAACGAAGUUUAUUAUGGAUGUUUAUGUGUAUAAGUGUACAAUACUAUUUUUCGAUUGUUUCCAGAGUCUAUUGCGUUGGGAGAGAGCGAAUAAAAGUUUCUUCUUGUUUGGAGGCGCUUUAUUUUUUCAUUCCGACAAGAUGGUCGCGCCUUGUGGAAUGAAUAAAUAAAUCGAAUGUUGAAAAUUCGGCGGCGUAACUCAAUUCGUCUAAGUUUAUAAGAGGGCUAAAUUUAAAGUUUGUUCGAAAUCACUUUUGCGAGGAGGAAUCGUCCCUUGUCGGUUUUGGGUUCGAAAUUUUCGCGCAAUCGUGAAAUCGGGGACCCAAAACUAAUAACGGACAAUUCUUCUUUCGCGAAUUUAUAAAAGCUAUCGGAUACCCGUUAUGCCACUGAUGGAAUCGUAUACAAAUCCCUUCAUGUUAUCCUGUUAUCUCUUGAAGCUAUAUCAUGUUGAAGACGAAACGAAUAUCUCUAUCAUUAGUUUAAGUUGUCGAUUGCUUGUGAACAGAAGAUUUUUCAACGAUUCAGGUUUCGUACCGUCGUCAGUAUCAGUAUUCUACUACCGUUAUCAUUAAUCGAAGCCUUCCGAUCUUCCGAAACACUGAUGAGCUUGAAUAUUUAAAAAUUUCCCCAAAAGUUAAACGGAUUACUGCCAACACUAGUAAUUUUGUACUCCAUAUGAUGAUGAUGACCUGUGCCAAAAACUUUUGAUUAUGUGCGCCGAAGUUGUUUUUCCUCUGCAGACUGGAAGAGUGUUAAACCAAGUGGACAAUCUACGUAAUAAUGUAUAUAAAACAAAAAAGUGUAGCUCCGUUUCAAAUUUCAACGAAAAAACUUUAUCUUAGUCUAAUCUAGGUAAUUAAACAAUCAGCGAUUUUUAGACAUUGUAUAUACAACCAACAAGCAAACAUAUAACCAACUUUUUCGGUGAAUUUUGGAACUAACUGUCCGAGAACCGUGCCAGAGUGACGACGACUCUCCACGUUUCAAAGGCUUGUUAAAAGAUGUUUUAAAUAAUGUGACACAUUAAUUAUUAAUAAAGAUUAAUUACUAAAAA
Molecule: messenger RNA, 4756 nt
Organism: Zophobas morio
Lineage: Eukaryota; Metazoa; Arthropoda; Insecta; Coleoptera; Tenebrionidae
Product: neuroligin-4, Y-linked-like
Exons: 10
Coding region: 725-3610 (961 amino acids)
Biological process (GO): synaptic vesicle endocytosis; neuron cell-cell adhesion; postsynaptic membrane assembly
Cellular component (GO): synapse; plasma membrane; postsynaptic membrane
Molecular function (GO): neurexin family protein binding; signaling receptor activity
Source: RefSeq, a predicted model, not a curated record